AUGUUCAUUGGUCAGCAUGAAGAACAUGGAAGUAAACUUUCUUCCAAUAUUCCUACGGUGGAGGAAUCAGAAGUUAAAGGAAAAAUCCUUAAAGAUGAACCUAUCUUCAUGCCAAAAUUUAAAAAAAGAAAACGCCUUAGCCUAAAUCGACUGAGAGAGAUUAAAGCAGAUAUGUGUGCCAGUACAAGGGAAAGUAGUGGCAGCAUGCCUAAAUCAAAGAAGAGUGAAAGCAAAGACAGAUGGUCAGCUAAGAGGUAUACGUUGGCCGAGCAAAGCAUGUGGGAGGUCUUAAAAGGUGAAGGUGCAACUUUUGAAAAUCCAAUUACCCGACCUGCACUAAGAAUGUCUGGCCGUAAACACAUUGGUGAUACUGGACUAUUAGACCACUUACUGAAGCACAUUGAUGGUAGAGUGGCACCUGGAGGCACUGAACGGUUCCGACGAUGUUUCAACACCACGGGAACCAUGGAGUACUGGUUGGAGAGUGCUAAUUUGGAGGACAAGGAAACUGGGAUGGAAGACCCUUACUGGAUACCACCGUCUAUGUUAAGGGCCGGCAGUGUUCCUAUGCAGAAUACUGUUUCUAUUGAUGAUCUGAAAAUGAUCAAAAUAGAAAUGGCCCAGAUGAAGAAGGACAUGCAGGAGCUCAUUGCCAAAAAGCAAGAAAAAAGGAAAAGGUGUUUGAUGGAGGAGAGACAGAAAAAUUUUGUUAAUUGGAAAGCCAUGACUGAGGGCCGUGUAACUGAGAUUAUAAAUUCUGUGAAGGGUGUGCAGGGCAUGCAUGAAGACAUGUUGAUUUGGAAAACUAAAUUUGAGCAACAGCUGAUGGAAAUAGCCAAUAAGUUGAGUGAUGUGAAAACAUUGAGAGAACACAGCACUUCAAAUUAUCCUCCUGUAAGCUGGCAGGACUGGCUAGAAAGCACCAACCUAGACAAUAUUCAGGGAAACGAAUUUUCACCAUGGUUUGGGAAUCCUGAGCUGCAUAAUGUUCCACAAGAGGUUGUACUUCAAGAUCCCAACUCAACCCUACCAAUUCAGCUGCAAAGUGAAGAGCUUACUAUCACGAAGAGCAAUUUGCUAGAGUUGGUGCCAAAUAAGCUAGAUGAAGAUCAACCUAACGUGACCCCUGAUUCUUCUACGACUGUUAAUUCAAAGUCAGACCUUGACCAUUCAUUGAUAUUGUGUCAGGAAAUGUUCAUGGAGUUAUUUACAUCGAGGGAUAAAAUGGAGCAGCAGUUAUUGGAGAUAUCAAAUACUGUAUAUGGCAUGCUGACAAUGAAAUAG
Sphenostylis stenocarpa is the source of this 1284-nucleotide messenger RNA. Lineage: Eukaryota; Viridiplantae; Streptophyta; Magnoliopsida; Fabales; Fabaceae. The record is from the annotation of a GenBank genome assembly.